This is a messenger RNA of Oryza sativa Japonica Group (Japanese rice), 991 nucleotides long. RefSeq lists its product as uncharacterized. Lineage: Eukaryota; Viridiplantae; Streptophyta; Magnoliopsida; Poales; Poaceae. The record is from RefSeq and is a predicted model, not a curated record.
UAUUCGAUUCGAUUCGACCGCCCCCGCCCCGCCCAUUAAUUUCUUCAUUCUCAUCAGCAUCUCGAUCGAUCCAUCGGCAGCUGGCCGGCAUCAAGCUCUUAACUUAAUUAGCUAGCUAGUCUCUCCCUCCCUCCACCGCAUAUCCAUCCCCCACCAGUUGUAGCAGUAGCUAGCUCCAAGAGCUUCUUGUCCAUGAAUUGUUGAUCUCGAUCGAUCGAUCUCUGCUGCCUGCUAGCUAAUGAAUAAACAAUAGCUAGGCUAUAUAUAUAUAUAUAUAUAUAUAUAUAUAUAUAUAUAUAUCGAUCGACCAUGUCGUCGUGGAUGCAGCACAGGCGGCGGUCGUGGACGGCGCGGUUGCUGUCCUCCGCGUCGCUCCCGCCGGUGCGCCUGCUCGUCUUCUUCGCCAUCGUCAUCUUCUUCCUCUCCGUCUCCUCCUACGUCGACUACAAGGCCAUCGAGCGCCGUGCGGAGAUCGGCCUCCGCGUCUUCGCCGCCCCGCUCGCCGCCGUCACCAUCUUCCUCCUCUUUCUCGUCCUCCAGCAUCGACGCCGCUACUGGACGCUGCGCCGCCAAGUACACCACCACCAUGCAUAUGCUGAUCAGGCCGAGGCUGCAGGGAGCGGGUCGCCGUGGGUUGUGGCGCUGCUGCUGCUGCUGUUGCUGCUCAUGCUCUCCUUCCAAUCCUCUGUCCAUUCCAUCUGGUUCAGGCCUCUCUGGGAUUCUGCUGAUUACUAGUAGUAACUAGCUACCUACUUCUACGGUUCUACUCCACCUUGCAGCUAUAAUUUACUCAUCUACCUACCUAGCAUAUACUAUAUAUUAUCUAUCUAUACAUACAGGAAUUAAUCCAUCCAUAUGUAAUACGCUGUCUCUUAUUUGAUCUCUAGCUCGUAUAUACUCCAUCUGUUACACAAUGUAUGCAUGUAUGAUACAACUUAUGUUCCCGUCUUGAUACAAUAGCAAUAUAUUACUACUAGAAGGAUUAAUUGCA